AUGGACAAUCUCGACAUGCCACCGGCACCUACGCCGCCAGUCAACAAUACGAGCAUGCCAUCCAAUAAUUCGGAUCGCACUGCCAAUCUGCUGAACUUACUCAAAUUCAGCGGCUCAGGUGGCUCACAGCUGCAGAGUCAGGCUGCUCAGGCUCGCGCCCACGGCCAUGCUCAACAGCAAGCACAGCAGUACCCGGAUCAUCAGCAGGAGAACCAAUCCCCGCAGCAACUGCACCGGCAGUUGUCGCCCGAGCAUCAGCUGCACCAGCUUAACCAGUUCCAGCAGCAUGCUCAGCAGGGUCGGGGAAUCAUUCAGAGCCCUUUGCCCGCUCAGAUUCAUCAGCCCUCUCCAUCCUCUGCUGACCCGACUGGUCUCUUGGCUGCUCUUAUGCGUGGCGCCCACGAGUCCGAGGAGCCCAAGCAGCAGCAACAACAGCAGGCUCUUCCGCAGCAGCCUUUCGGCAACGGUUCCCCUCCUGCCGACACGCGGUCCUACCUGCUCAACCUGCUCAAUCGCCCCAAGCCUAGCCAAGGCGAUCAGCAGCAGUCCAUGUUGUCUGAGGCUUCGCGUUCGAACAACCUGACUCCCCAGUCUCCCGAGAAUGCUCACGCUGAGCCUGCCCGCUACCAGGGCGCUUACCAGCAGCAGUAUGGGCAACACCAGCAUCAUAAUGGACAGUACAACAACCAGCAGCACCGCCCGGCCGAUUCCUACGCCGACGCUCACGCGCCGUCCAGUCACUCCGAGUCCUAUUACCCUGCCUCUCAGGAACACCAGCCUGACACGUCAGCUCUUUUCCAGCAGUUGCUGGGAAACCUUGCUCAGUCUUCUCCUCAGAGUCAAAGUCGUAGCUUGACUGCUCAGUCGCCCAGCGGUAGUGGCCUCCCCUUUCAGAUCCUGAAGAAAGAUUCGCCUGCUGCGUCGCAGCACUCUCAUCAUUCUCAUCACUCCCACCGCCUUGACCAUUCGGUCGGCGCUGGCAGUGAGCGAGCGGUUUUACCUACCUCACCGCAUCAGAUCCGUCGCAAGGCAGCUCGCACCUCGUCCCUGCAUUCUCACCCAUCUGUGAAGCAGGGUACGCCCCCGACCGAAAUCGAGAACCAUAGUUCAACAGCUAAGGAGACCGUCGCGGAGGCUGUUAACGACAUUGCUGAGCAGGCUGAUAAUGAGGCCCGAGAGGCACUUGAGCGCGCGGAGUACGAACGGGCCCAGGCUGAGAUUGCCGAGGACCUGGACGACAUGCUCCACGCAAAGUCCGAGAAGGAAUUCGAGGACAGUGCUCAAAUUGCCGCCAAGGCUAUUCAAGCUGAGCUUGACCGUAGUGAGAACGAAGGUCUUCUCGAGGACGCCCUUCCAACUGAUGUUGCUGAGACUGUUCGCGAUAUUGUCGACGAGGCUGCUCUAGGCGUCGCUGAUAGCUGGGAGAGUGCUGACCAGGACGAGAUCGUUGUUAUCGAAGAGAAGGAAGCUCCUUCCGUCAAGGUUUUCAACUUCCCCAUGAAGCCUUGGAUCUCAAUCACCCUUCAGGAGGAAGGAACCGAACCACGACCCUUGUUCCGAGACGAGACUAUCAUGGAUAUUGCUCGGCUCAAGAAGGAAUUUGAUCAGAUUGAUCGCAAUUUGUACACAGCGACCGAGAACUACAUGGCCUAUGGUAUGUCCAAACAGGGAGGUCUUCGUGUCAUCCGACAGGAGGAUGGCAAGGACGCCAAAAUCUUCACCGACACCAAGGACCGUAUCUUCAACGUCGCCAUGUCCGUUACACCUUCGGACCACGAGGGUGCCCAUCGCGAGGCCAUCAUUGGUACUGGCAUCAGCGGCACCGUCUAUUGGGUUCAGAUCCGUGACGGCGACAAGGACCACAUCGAAGAUGCUCACAUGGAGCAGUACGGCUUUGCCCUGCCUCCCAUGAGCUCUCAGGAGGGUGAUGCCCCUGGUGGAGUACUUAAGACUCGUGCUCGCACUUCUACAAUCCAUCCUGAGUUCUUUGCUGUCGGUCGCGGAAAGUCAAUCAACCUCAUCUGGCCUUCGUACAUUCUUCAGAACAACCUGUUCAAGCCAGGCCACGAUCGCGUUGUUGACACCGAAACCCUUGCCAAGCAAUGCUCUUUGAAGAUCAACACUGGUAAGGCUGGUAAGGAUUUCACCUUCAGUCAGGACGACUCCGUCAUCGUCUCUCUUGAUAAGUCUGGUCGGGUCAAGUUCUGGGAUGUUCGAGAUCUGACCGCUGUCAAGGAGGGUUCUGACCCGCGUGCUCCUAUGCCUGCGCAGACCUCACUCGAGGUCAAGGAGCCUUUGAUGACUCUCGCCACCACUCCUGAGGGCGAGAAGGCCUGGCCUACUUCGGUUCUGCUUCUUGACAAGCAGCGACCUUACCAGAAGCGAUGUGCUCUUCGGUACAUGAUCGUCGGAAUGAAGCAAAACCACACUCUUCAGCUCUGGGAUCUUGCCCUCGGCAAGCCUGUUCAGGAGUUUAACCUCCCUCAUAGCAAGGAGUCCGACGCUGUCUGCAGUGUCAUGUACCACUCAGCCACUGGCAUGAUUGUCAUUGGCCAUCCCACCCGGAAUUCGAUCUACUUUGCGCACUUGUCGGCACCUAAGUAUAACCUCAAGAGCGUCUCCCAGGCCGAGUACAUCCAACGUCUUAUUGCUCAGGACUCCUCCAUCCCCCAGCCGGAUAGUACCGCUGUCAUUAGUGGUGUACGAGAGUACUCUUUCGCUAACCGGGGAAUUCUGCGAAGUCUUGACAUCCUCGGCACCCCCGCUAUGCUUCAAGACGCCGACGAACCCACCCUCUUUGAGCUGUAUGCUAUGCACUCCAAGGGUGUGGCUUGUCUUCUAGUCAAGCAGACCGAGCUCGGAUGGUCGAAGGACAACAAGGUUCUCGAUGCCGUUGAUGCUGUUGCUCAGAAUGUCGUGACUGUUUCGAAGCUUAAGGCGCCUCAACCAGCUGAGACACCCUCACCAGCCAACAAUGCUGAUGGUGUUGUUCGUGUUGUCAACCGCGGUUCCAACAAGGAGAACAUUCAGACCACCCCGGGAUCUCAGGCCGAGUCUGUUCAACGUGGACCCGAAUCUGCCACUCCUGCCAAGAUCAAGAGUGAGCCAAAGGAGGCUGAAACGUCUAUACAGUCGGCCAAGGAGUCUCAGUCUGAGAAGCCCGAGCGCAAGUCACGAAAGAAGAAGAACGCUGCCAACCAGGGUGAUGCUGCAACUAACGGGGCCACACCUCGUGCUGGCAAUAAGGAUGCCAAGAGCGCAAACAACACUGCCGCACCAGCUGUCUCUAGCGAGGCUCUGGAUGCCGCUAUUUCUGGAUUGGAGUCCCGUUUGAACGUGAACGUCACCGAGACCCUGAAGUCAUCAUUCAAGAACCUUCAGGGCAAGAUCGAUGACGACGUCCGCGUCCGCGACGAGAAUUUCAAUCAGCACCAACUCAAGCUCCUUGAUAUGGUUUCGGAGGUGCUGAACGAAAACACUCAGAAGGUCCUGGAGGCUCUGAUUCACCACCAGUUUACUGAGCUCGUCAUCCCUGCCAUUGGCGACAAGGCAGGUGCCGCAGUUACUGACCUUCUCGAAAACAAGCUGCAGCCGCAUCUUGCUUCGUCGGUGCAGAAGGAGAUCCAGAGCUCUCUUCCCCAUGCGCUCAGCAGGUCACUGCGAUCUAACGAUUUCGUCAAGGCUAUUUCUGACCGCGUUGGAAGUACCGUUGCUACAGGCGUGCAGCAGGAAGUCCUCGCGAUUUUGACUCAGCGCCUCACUCCUACCUUCACCAGCAUUGCGACUCAGGCCUCGCAGCGUGUCGCUAGCGAGCUUCAUCAGCAAUACCAUGAUCAAUUUGAGUACAUGAAGUCUCAGCAUGCUGCCGACGCUACCAAGAUUGAUCAACUGCUGUCUCAUGUUGGCCGCCUUUCUGAGAUGGUCUCAACCAUGUCUGCGUCCCAGGUCGCCCUUCAGGCCGAGUUUCUUAAGUUCAAACAGCAACCUGUUCACGAGCUUCCCGGCAUCCCCCAGAACGCUGGCCAUGGGCAGAACAUCCCUCACCACGGCUAUGCAAGCUCCAGCCAGCACCACCCUCAGAGUCACGCUGCCAGCCACGCGGGCAGUUACCACCCAAGCCAGGCUCCUAGCCAAGCCGCAAGCCAGGCUCAGCAAUACAUGGGUAGCCCCCAGUACGUCCGCGGUUCUCAGCAAGUAAACAGCCCUCAAGCCUCGCAGCAGGCUUCUGACUACGUCGCUCCUACUGCAAGCGUCAGCGCCCUUGCUGGUGCUUACGCUAGUCAGCGUUCCCAGACAGAGCCUGAGGCGGACCACGACUUGAUGCAACGCAUCAGGAUUGUCGAGCAGGCCAUCCAGGAAGGCCGCUACCAGGAUGCUAUGAUCCAGUGGAUCCAGAGUGGACGUGAGGAAGAGAUCUUCCGCCGUUGCCUCAGCCGCUUCCCUCCUAGCAAGUUUGAGAACCUUCCUCCCCUUAUGCUGCUUGUUGUUAUUGCCACAAUCUCGAAGGACCUGAAGCCCAACGCUCGUCUCAAGGAGGAAGUUGAAUGGAUUGAAAUGGCUCUGCGGGCCUUUGCCGAGAACCUCCCGGCUUUUGAAUGGGAACAACAAGGUGCUCGCGAUGUGAUCAAGAGUACGACUCAGACCAUGCAGCUCCUUAUUGGACGCAUCCAGCCUCUCAUCGGUGGCAUCCAGGACGGCUUCCCUACUGAUCCUUUCCUCGCCAACCUCGAGAGAGCUAAGCUUGAAUGGAUCAUCCGAACUUCGGAGCAAGUGCUUGAUACCUUUGGCGCCCCGAGACGUUACGAGUAA
Messenger RNA from Fusarium sp. VM40, 4809 nucleotides. Lineage: Eukaryota; Fungi; Ascomycota; Sordariomycetes; Hypocreales; Nectriaceae. The record is from the annotation of a GenBank genome assembly.